This is a messenger RNA of Dictyostelium discoideum AX4, 1614 nucleotides long. RefSeq names its product polymorphic membrane protein repeat-containing protein. The coding region runs from base 1 to 1614 and encodes 537 amino acids. The record is from RefSeq and is a predicted model, not a curated record. The transcript has a single exon. NCBI's taxonomy places the organism in Eukaryota, Evosea, Eumycetozoa, Dictyosteliales, Dictyosteliaceae.
AUGUAUAAAUUAAUUAUUGCAUUAUUAUUUUUAUAUGUUUAUAUAUUUGGUGAUAAUAUAGUAUUGGGAGGAGAACAAUGUAUUAGUUAUACAGACUCAAAAUCUGGAUUGACAGAAAAUUGUGGUACUGCAGCAGCCACACCAUGUCAAAGUAUUAGUCAAUCAAUUUUAUCAUGUGGUGGACAAUUUGAAAGCAUAACAAUGAAUAUUGAACCAGGUACAUAUUUGAUUAAUCAAGCAACAUUUGGAAAAGUGACCAACCAAUCUAUAACUCUUGUAAAUAAUAAUAAAGAAACCAAUGAUGUAAUUAUUGAUCUUUCAAAUGCUACUGAUUCAUUUAUUAGAAUUGAACCAUCAUCAAUCUAUGACACAAGUAUAGUUUCAUUCACUGGUAUUACAUUUCAAAAUGGUAAUAAACCAUAUGGACCAGUACUUUUCAAUAAUGGUACAUCAAAUAUACAAUUGGAAAUCAAUAAUUGUGUAUUCAAUAAUAAUAAUGCAACAAUUGGUGGUGGUUCAAUUGCAAUUGAUUCAACCGAUGGCGAAUCUGAUUACCCACCAGCCAACAGUGUAAUUAAUAUCAGUAAGACCACAUUUAAUAAUUCAACAUCUUCAAAAAUUUCCGGUGGUGUACUUUAUGCUUUUGAUUUAAAUGUUGUAAUUACAAUUGAUCAAUGUUCAUUUAGCAAUAUUAGAAACUCAGCAUCUGGUGGUAUUAUUUAUAUGAGAAAUGGUCUAUUGACAAUGACAAAUUCAAAAUUGGAUUCAAUUGCUUCUAAUGCAGCCUUCUUUUUAGCAUCUGAGUUCCUCACUACACCACAAUUCAAAUUUACAAAUGUAAAUUUCACAAAUGCUUUAGGUGGUAUUGGUUUUGCUUUCACAAAUUAUUUUACAAAGACUUAUUUCUUAAAUUGUAAUUUUGUAAACAAUUUAAAUACUGCUCCAAUCUUUGGUUUAAAUUCUGGUUUAAUUACAGUUGAUAGUUGCUUAUUUGCAAAUAAUAACAACCAAAAAUCACCAGGUUCUUCUGGUGGUGCUAUUUCACUCACUGCCACUGAAUGUUUAGUUAAAAACUCUAUAUUCACCAAUAACUUUGCCCAAAAUGGUGGUGCUAUCAAUAUAAAUUCUUCAAAUUAUGCUUUUCUCGAUACUCCAACUACAAUCAUUGGAUCUCAAUUCAUUAAUAAUACCGCAGCAGUUAGUGGUGGUGCAAUUGAUAUCUACUCAAGUAGUAUAACUAUUAACAGUACUAGCUUCAUUGGAAACUAUGCUAAACAAGAUGAUCAUGGUCCUUCAGUUUAUUGUACAAACUCUAAAAUUAACCUUUCAAGUACUACUUUUAAAAUUAAUGAAACCAAUACUGUAAAUUCUUUUGGUAUAGAUUGCUUACCAUCAGUUUCAUAUUUUUGUACUGUUAUUAAUCAAUCUAAAAAAUUACAAUGUGAAAAAGAUGAUUUCGAAAUCUCUAGUGAUAAUACAAACGGAUUAACAACUGGUCAAAAAGUUGGAAUUUCAUUUGGUGUCAUUGGUGGAUUUUUCUUAAUUGUUAUAGUUGCAGUUUUAGUUGUUAGAAAAGUUAAAAGAGAUAGACAAUAUAAACCAAUUGGUUUAUAA